UGUCAGCUAGGUCCGCCUUAACGUCGGAGUCUACGCAUCGGGAGUGCAUUCGACAUUCGGGCCGCGAGUUUUAAUAUCCAUUAUAUAAUGAGCGUCGGCAAUCGGCCGUCGCCGCCGCCGGUUGCUUUCACUCGCGGAGCUAUUAAUUACGAACAUGAUUGUGUUAGUUCGCUUCUAUUUACUCAACUGUUUCGACUGCUAAAAGAUAAAGAAAAGUAAAGCGCUACAUAGCACUCCUAUCUUAUCGGAACCACUCUAUUGAUCACUCAUCAUUAUAUCGCGAACGGCCUUAUACGGACGACCGGACCACCUUUAUUGUCCAAUUUAACGUGUAGACGUGUACGCUUUUAUAGGCGCGAUGUUACCGGUGAAGUCAUAAUGUGUGCCGUAUAAAAAUAGAAAUACAGUGUUUGCAGGAAAAUAGUAUCAAUAACAAAAGUGUUGUGGUUUGUUAUCGAACGGAAAUGGCGGCCAAAUCGCCUACAACGAGCGUGAAGUCGCGGGAGAUCAUCGGCGGCGACCAGUUCAGUCAGCGACGCGAGGUUUUCGACAAGCACGACACCGUGUUUGUACCGCUGCCUUCGCCCACCGCCGUCACGCCGACUUACAGGCAGGUGGAGCCCAUCAUCACGACCAACCACGGAAUAACCACUUCAAAUUUUAAGCGCAACACUCCCGGCUACUCCAGUAUGCGGGAGACGAGAAGCGAAGACCGAAACUACGAUUUCCGACCGCGAAAAUACUCCGACAACUUCACGUCCGAACUGAACCAAAGCGACGAUGUAGACUAUAGAUACAGCAUGGCCGAGAGAAACAGACGGCUGUCUAAGCUGCGACGGGAUUUCUUAAAAUCCAAUCUACACGAACCUGGAGAGGGAACGUUCACACGGAGUGGCGUUCGCGCCUCGCUGCCCACUACUAAUACAGUGUCCGCGAUAAAAUAUAAAAUUGAAAAUAUAAAUAUUUACAAAUUUCCAUUCGCCGAGCCGUACUCGACGCCGACGCCAACUCGGCGUGUUGUUGUAGAUCUUGGAUCGCCGAAUGGAGAUGACGCUAAUAAGGAAAACAACCCGACUCCAGACGUACCAAAGCAUCAGAGUUUGCCGAAUGAAUCGCCCGGAUCCCCGAAAUUUGAUCAUCAAAAGCUAUAUGAAGAACUACUUAAACGUUAUUCACCAACGCGUAAACCUGUUAACUGGACUCUACCACCGACAAGACCAAAAGUGGUCGGUUCAGUUCCCAAAUCUACAUCCAGCGCAGCCGAUAGCAUCGACAGCACUGAUAGAAAAGAUCCCGAAACGCCUAAUGGUGAUGCGGAUGAAGUUUUCGAGAAAAAAGAACAAGACAUCAAAGGAAACAUACAGGAAUCUAAAACUAAUGAAAAUGUAGAGCAAAGCAGAGUAGAAGAUAUUAAACCCAAUAUCGAAAUUCUACAUAACGGUCCGGAAGUUAGUGAAAAUGAAUAUGAACCUGACAAAAAAGAAAAUGCUAAUAACAAAGCCAAUGAUUCCAAAGUUUCCCUAUCUGAAUUAGAGGAGAACGACGUUGUGCCAGAGCUGUCGGCGUUCAAAAGACAACUUAGCAGAGAAUCAGCAAAGAAGAUCCCAAUAGAUAAGAUCACAGAUUUAACCAUUCCAGCAUUGUUAGAGAAAAUGACAGAAGAGAGUGAAAAAUCACAAAACCAUACAAACAAUGGGAAAAAGGUGAAAAGAAAGCGAAGUUUCCUGGAUAAACUUUUAGGACGUAACAAAGGAGUAAAAAUUGAGAAAACAUCCGAAUAACAACAAUAUUGGAUUACAGCCCUGCCAAAGAUUAUAUCAAGUUUGGAAGAACAAUGCAAAGGAAGAUCGUAAAGUCGGUUUUUUAUGUCUAUAAUAAACAAUCAUUGAAAGAAAAUAAUAUCCAUGGAUGUAAAUAUUAAAAAAGGUUAAUUAUAAUAAUUGUAUAAAAGUGUUUGCUAGCGGUUACAUAAGCGACAAUAUUUUUUUAUCAAUAAAUG
Molecule: messenger RNA, 1999 nt
Organism: Pararge aegeria (speckled wood butterfly)
Lineage: Eukaryota; Metazoa; Arthropoda; Insecta; Lepidoptera; Nymphalidae
Exons: 2
Coding region: 465-1781 (438 amino acids)
Source: RefSeq, a predicted model, not a curated record